Messenger RNA from Syngnathoides biaculeatus (alligator pipefish), 1682 nucleotides. It is a transcript of the gene gprc5ba, whose product is annotated as G protein-coupled receptor, class C, group 5, member Ba. Gene Ontology annotation, molecular function: protein kinase binding; protein kinase activator activity; G protein-coupled receptor activity. Gene Ontology annotation, biological process: G protein-coupled receptor signaling pathway. The transcript has 4 exons. The record is from RefSeq and is a predicted model, not a curated record. Bases 401 to 1603 code for a protein of 400 amino acids. NCBI's taxonomy places the organism in Eukaryota, Metazoa, Chordata, Actinopteri, Syngnathiformes, Syngnathidae. Gene Ontology annotation, cellular component: extracellular exosome; plasma membrane; intracellular membrane-bounded organelle.
CUUUGGGCGAGCGUCAAAGUGGACUCGAACGCAAGCAGCGGCGGCAGCGGCGGCGGCGGCGGCGGCGGCGGCACGUCGCGUCCUCGGUCCGCGGGGCGCUUUUGGUUCGACGAGAUGCGUCCGCGGAAGAUUUGACCGCCGAGGGGGAGGAGACCCAAAGUAAACAAUCACUUGGGACACGUCCGCCACCGGCGAGGGGUUUGAGCCUCGAUUUGGGCCGGUCCAUGCCAUCCGGGCCGGUUCCGAGAGCGGGCCAAUUGCGAGCAUCCGGGCCGGCGGCGCGCACGUGCAUGCGGACGACGGACGAAAUGUGACAUUUUGGUCGCCGCUGCGCACCGCAUCUUCCUUCACGCGCCCGGCAGCAGCCAGCGGAUCUUUUUUGGCAUCCAUUAGAAAAGAGAUGGCGUCCCCCCCGGUUCUGCUGCUGCUGCUGCUGCUGGUCGGCCACGCCGCCAGCGGCCAAGACCCCGGCGACUCGGACGCGCUCCCGCGAGGCUGCGGCUGGGGCCUGGGGCGGCCCUACACCCUCCUCUGCGACCUGGACGCCGUUUGGGGCGUGGCCGUGGAGAGCGCGGCGGCGGGCGGCGCGCUGGCGGCCGUCCUGCUGGGCUCGGUCCUGCUGUGCCGCCUGCGCCGCGUCGGCGAGCCGGACAAGCGCAGCGGGGCGGGGCCCGUCCUGCUGCUGCUCCUGGGCGUGGUGGGCUUGUUCGGCCUGAGCUUCUCCUACCUGAUCGAGCGGGACGAGUCGCUGUGCCUGCUGCGGCGAGCCCUGUGGGGGGUCCUGUUCGCCCUCUGCUUCUCCUGUUUGCUGGUGCAGGGCGUCCGCCUGCGCCGGGUGGGCCGGGAGCACCGCAGCCCGGGCGGGUGCGCCCUGACCGGCCUGGCGUUGGGUCUGAGCGCCGUGCAGGGCAUCAUCGCCGCCGAGUGGCUCCUGCUGACCGUGCUGAGGGAGGGCCGGGCCGCCUGUCAGUACCUCCCCGUGGACUUCUCGCUAGCCUGCAGCUACGUGCUGGCCCUGCUGCUCGCCGCCUUGACUGCCGCCGCGCUGGCCCUGUGCGGGAAGACUCGGCGGUGGCGCUGCAACGCCGUCUGGCUGCUGGUCACCUGCGUCCUGUCGCUGCUGUUGUGGGCGGCCUGGGUGGGCUUCUACCUCUACGGCAACGCCCGGCUGGGGAAGUCGCCGGAAUGGAACGAGCCCACGCUGGCCGUGGCCCUGGUGGCCCAGGGUUGGCUGCUGCUCGUCUUCCACGCCAUCCCCGAGGCGCACGCGUGCAUGAAGCCGCCGCCGCAGCCCAGCGCCCCGGACUACUUUGACACGUCGCAGAACUCCACGCGGAUGAGGGAGACCAGCUUCGACGAGGACAUCCCGCUCUCCCACAGGCAGUUUGUGGAGAACCAAGGCUACGGCUACAACGACGAGAACACUGCAGGCCUGAGAAGCGGCGGCGGCGCCGGCGCCGGACAACACACCAGCAACACGGGCGCCAGGCCCAGCGCCCCCUUCCGCAGUAACGUCUACCAGCCCACCGAGAUGACCAUGAUCCUGAACGGGGGAGCGGUGCCCUCGGCCCCUCCCACCUACACGGGGCGGCAGCUGUGGUGAGCGGCGCCGGAUCUGCCGGACGCGCAAGGGGAGGAGAACGUCCUUAAAAUUAAAAAAAAAAAAAAAAAAAAAGGAAAAA